Patella vulgata (common limpet) is the source of this 2151-nucleotide messenger RNA. Its product is annotated as toll-like receptor 2 type-1. Gene Ontology annotation, biological process: immune response; toll-like receptor signaling pathway. The transcript has a single exon. Gene Ontology annotation, cellular component: membrane. The coding region runs from base 69 to 1715 and encodes 548 amino acids. The record is from RefSeq and is a predicted model, not a curated record. Lineage: Eukaryota; Metazoa; Mollusca; Gastropoda; Patellidae. Gene Ontology annotation, molecular function: protein binding; transmembrane signaling receptor activity.
GUUUGAAAUAUCUUAAAUUAGCUUACUUAAAAAACAUAAAACCUUUCGAGCUGAAUUUUUCCAGCAGUAUGGAAAGUUCCAUGAUUAACGAACUUGAGAUCCGAAAUAUUCACUUGAGGGAGUUUGAUCAGUCUAUGUUUUUAGCUUUCAAGAACGUAAGAAUAAUGCGUGUGACAGACAACAAAAUCCGUUCCACUAAAUUUCAGCAUUCGUUUACAACAAAAAAUUUAUCUUUAGCAUUUAAUCAAAUAAAAGAAUUUCCAACAUUCUGUGUAAAUGGCAGUGCGUUUUUUACAAAUCUGCAACAUUUGCAUUUAGAUGAUAACAGAAUAUGGAAUAUUCCUGCCGAAAAAAUCGCUUGUAUGAAAUCCCUCUCUUUCUUUUCGAUUGACGACAACCCGAUUAUAAAGAUAGAUGGCAACACCUUUUCAACCUUACCAAACCUCCACGUUGUGUCAAUUACAUAUACUGGAAAUACUGUGUUACUGUUGAACGCAUUCGCUUUUAACAGUUCGUCCAUAAAACAACUCUAUCUGGAAGACGACCACUUUAGUGUUGGUGACACAUAUAAGCAUGUACAUUUGAAUGCUUUCAAAUAUUGUAAUCAAUUGGAGAUUUUAAGAUUAGGAUCAAACUACCUAAGUAAUGCUACCGACGACAUGUUUGAUGAAUUAUUUAGUACUUUGGUUAAUUUAAAGUCGUUGUCGCUCUCUGACUGCGAACUUCGUUACCUUCCAAGUUUUAUUCCACAAUAUCUGAAAAAAUUGGAAGUAUUAUACAUUGAUCGUAAUAGCAUUAUUUCCAUACCUGAAACUUAUUUCAAAAACCUGAAUUCCCUUUAUAACGAAGACCUCAGUAGAAACAAAAUAACCAAUAUUAGAAAGAACACAUUUUCAUUAAAAUUCCUUAUAAAUAUGAAAGUGAUUGAUCUUUCUAGAAAUCCAUUUUCUUGUUCCUGUGAACUACUUUGGUUUAUCAAGUUUAUGACAAUGAGCCCCCACAAAAAGUUUGUUCAUUUUCCUGAGGCGUACACAUGCUAUUCGCCAACGAUUUUACAAGGGAAGCAACUCAAACACGUCAAUAUUUCUAAACAUGCAUGCGCUAAAACGAAACAGGUUCGUGUAAUUAUUAUAUCUGUAUCGACAGGAAUUCUUCUCUUGCUUUUAACUAUUUCUGUUGUUUACCGUUAUCGAUGGUACUUACGAUAUAUAAUAUACAUUGCGCGAUUUCAACGCAUGCGCUCACAAAGGCUUUUAAAUGGUGGCGUAAAUUACAAAUACGAUGCAUAUCUAAGUUCUUGUGAUGCAGAUUUUGAUGACGUAAUAUAUGAUAAACUUGUGCCUAUAUUAGAGAAUAACAUGGGUCUGCGACUUUAUAUCCCCCAAAGAGAUGGCCAGGGAAAUAAAAUUGAUCAAAUAAUAUCCAAUAUGGAUGUCAGUCGUAAAGUCAUAUUAUUUAUAUCUGAUAAUUAUGUUGAAGACGGUUAUUGUGAAUUUGAAGCUAGUUUUGCCUAUAAUAAAACUAUCAAUGAAAGACGUGAUUUAAUGAUUGCAGUAGUAUUGAGUGAACUUCGGGCCAAGAACGUAACAAAAACCAAACAUGAAGUACUGGCUGUAAAUAAUUAUAUUAAAUGGGGCUGGGAUGAAGAAAGUGUGGAAUUAUUCUGGUUAAAGAUAACUAUUGUUAUUAAUAACAUGAAUGAUCUAAUACCUUAAAGUCAACAAAGGGAAAGUGUUGUCAGAAAUGAACAUAUCAGAACUCAUAAGGACAUGGCGUCUGAACUUUUAUGUUACGAAAAUACAGUCCACGUGGUGUCAGACAUGAAAAUAUCUGAACCUGUUGUUAUUAUGCAAAUACUUCCCAGGGCUUUUUGACGGGAAUGGCACUAUGUAUAUACUUGUAAAGUAAAUCUAUGUUUAUAUUUAGUGUAGACAUAAUGAUACAUGUAAAUAACAUGAUUCGUGUUUGGGUAUUGAACUGAAGAAUUACUCUUUGAUUUUCCUUCAUAUAUUUUGUUAUUGGAUUGUCUUAACGAAUAUUUAUUUUCGGUAUUAUGUGUAAAUUUUGAUUUGAUAGCCAUUACUAGAUUGUUAUACACUCGCACAUAGUACGGUUGUAUAAUGCAGUUGCGGUGUCCGUCGGUACGUCCAC